CUGGACUGCCUGGCCACCGUCUUGUUCUCACCUCCAUCUGCACUCCCUGCCUGGAACAGCCAGGUUUUUAGCAGCUGGGGUGGGACACAUCCCAACCUUUGGGCAUCAGGGCAGUGAGGGUGGAAAGGAUAGUAAUGGGGGCCAGGCAGUCAAGUGCCUGUUCCAAGGACAAGGGCCCCAGGGGCAUGGCACUCCUGCGGAAAAGGCAGAAAUUCUCCCCUUGGGACGAUGCCCUGCUCUCAGGAAAGGACCCCCGGUCCCUGCUGAAGCGGGGCAUGUGCCACAUCAGCUUCAGCCUGGUCACCAAGGGAAUGACAGACAUCCCCGACUUUCUGUGGGGCUUGUCUGAGGUCCAGAAACUCAAUCUAUCUCACAACCAGCUCAGGGUUCUGCCCCCCGAGGUGGGAAGGCUGACCAGGCUGGUGGUCCUGAACUUGUGUGGGAACUGCCUGAAGAGCCUGCCCCAAGAAAUCAGCCUCCUCACGGGCCUGAAGGUGCUGUUCAUCAACAUGAACUGCCUGGCCGAGGUGCCGGCCGAGCUGAGCGCCUGCAGGAACCUGGAAGUCCUGAGUUUGUCUCACAAUCGUCUCUCCCAGCUGCCUGCCAGUUUUGCAGAUCUCUCCAGGCUGAAAAAGCUGAACCUCAGUAACAACUGCUUUGCUCAUAUCCCCAUCUGUGUGUUUGCACUCAAAGAGCUGGAUUUCUUGCAUGUGGGCUCCAAUCGCCUAGAAAACAUCGCUGAGAGCAUCCAGUGUCUGAGCAGCCUGCAGAUUUUCAUUGCCGAGAACAACAACAUCCACUCCUUCCCACGGUCGCUCUGCCUCCUCACCAGCUUGGAGCUGCUGAACCUGGACAACAAUGAUAUCCAGACCCUCCCAGAUGAACUCUACCUGCUGUGUAGACUGGCAAAGAUUGCUUGGAACCCCAUGGACAAAGGGCUCCAUAUUUCCUAUAACCCUUUAUCCAAGCCUCUGCCAGAGCUGGUAGAGGGGGGCCUGGAGAUGCUUGUCAGCUACCUGAAGGACAAAAAACACAACUGACAAGGCCACUGGAGGCAGGGACACUAGCCAACUCACUGAGACUCCGUCAACUGGAAAGGCAGACUGCUACCUGCAGCACCUCAUUGGGAUGUGUCUGGAGUCUUGGAAGCU
Molecule: messenger RNA, 1151 nt
Organism: Artibeus jamaicensis (Jamaican fruit-eating bat)
Lineage: Eukaryota; Metazoa; Chordata; Mammalia; Chiroptera; Phyllostomidae
Gene: LRRC30
Product: leucine rich repeat containing 30
Exons: 2
Coding region: 135-1040 (301 amino acids)
Molecular function (GO): protein binding
Source: RefSeq, a predicted model, not a curated record